Messenger RNA from Desarmillaria tabescens, 1312 nucleotides. RefSeq lists its product as uncharacterized. NCBI's taxonomy places the organism in Eukaryota, Fungi, Basidiomycota, Agaricomycetes, Agaricales, Physalacriaceae. The record is from RefSeq and is a predicted model, not a curated record. The transcript is spliced from 3 exons. Bases 46 to 1203 code for a protein of 385 amino acids.
CUCGCACUUGCCAAAGGCCUCCGAACCAGACGCCUCCUCCAGCCUAUGUGCUUGGCAGACACCCAUUCCUCUGUGACCGCUCUCCUACCCUCCAUAUCAUUCUGGCUAUGCUUCUUCUGCGAGCACAUCAUCCUACCCUCUCGAACACCUGAAUUCAAAUUAAUCGACUUCCACCAUGCGGUAGUCUUCAUGCUGGCCUGGGCCGCAGAUCAGAACGAGAUUAUCCUGGAACCGAAACUCUUCACAGAUUAUCUCCCAUUUCUUUGGUUUCACCCUCCCGCUGGCUAUACGAAAUACAAUCGCGACGAUGCCCAAUCGGUUUUUGUUGCUGUAUAUAAUGCAGUUCUUCGAUGUGAAUCAACAGCAUUGAGAGAGGCUCUCGUUGGUCGACUAGAGGAAAACAGUAUGCUUACUGCUAGACUCAUCAUCCAAUUUAUUAUGGACGAAUUUGCCUAUAUUCCGGAGGAAUCAGACAUGAGGCACCCAUACCAGACUCUCUGGAUUGCUACUGUUUUUUCCCUCGAGCUCUCCGGCCUAUCUCUAUCCAUCCACACCGCUCUACUGAAAAACAACAGUAUGCAAUGGAUGUCUCUCAUUUUGCGAUUCGUGACCCGGCGUGUGCGAUUUACCCAUACAACACUGCUCAUGGCCACGGAUUGUGCGUCUAGAUGCUUGCCUUACAUCCUCAGAGUUAUGCAGGAUGGGCAUUCGUAUAUUCAUCGACUUCUGGGAUACGACGUCCUUUUAUAUAUGUUCAAGGCAUUCCACAAUCUGCAUGCUCAUCCCAAUCUCAUCGACCAGGAAUUGAAAGAACUCCAGACCUCCAUGGAGAAUGACGCCGUAGAGAUCCUGUUCAUGGUCGCAUCCCAUUGUUACUAUGCUUCGAUUCUGAAGCGGUCCAAAAAAGCAACCUUCAAAAUACAGCGACGACACUUGGAUGAUUUCGUAGAUUCCAGCUCAGAGCCGGUUUCCAGGAUAUGGACGUGGCUUGUAGACAUCGUUUUGAAUCGACCUGACAUCUCCAAGUCUUUGGAUUCGCUUUGUGGUAGCAAACAAUGUCCUAGAACAUCAGUCGGAGAAUUCAUGACUUGUUCCGGCUGCCAAUUCACCCUGUACUGCUCGCGUACAUGCCAAAAGGAUGAUUGGUCAUCUGGCGAUCACCGCUCCCUCUGUAAAAAGAUCAAACAACUCAGAAUCGGUUGAUGGUAGACCCUUACCCAUGUUUUCCAGCGAUGAGAGAGUCAUUGAGAUGUUCACAUUCCGACGCGUGAGAUAUCUCAAAGAAAAUCCUGCAGAACGGGACAAACUCGUG